GACAUCAGACGGUAACAAGCAACGGUUCAGACGAGAACAGGUCGCCCCGCUGCAGAGGGUAGCAAUCCUAGAGAUUUCCGUUGCUAGUUGUGGUAGGACCUGCCACCUCCAUCAGGUGGCUCGCGAGUGGUUCAUUGGACUUUGUCAGUGCUGGGUGUCGAGAGCGGAAAGGAAAAGUGAAAUUGGACUGAACUUUGAGCGUUGAAACCGGUUAUUCGUGGAACGCGAAAUAUCCUACGGAUGUUUGAAGAAGAUAAUUUUCCGGCUCAUUUGUUUAUUAGAUGAUUAGAAACAAUCAUUUCGCAAAUCGCUUAGCAAAUGUGCGUGUGUGCGUGUGCGCGUGUACGAAGUGAACAGUUUCCUCUGACCAUUUCCAAGCAUCGACUACAUUUUAGUCCAGUUGUGCAUUCGAUAGCUACUGCUUUUUAGUUACCCACCGAAUUCCCGCCAUCUUCCGAAGGAACUCGCAAGUAAAAGAAAAUAAUAAGCCUCCAUGAGAAGCUGCACAAUUUUUCGAGCGUGCAUUCGAAUAUGUAUAGCUUAGCCUGUUCGAUAAUGGUCGAAAUAACGUAAAACCCCACCAGUGCAAUGGCGCAGGAUGCAGAACGAAACUAAAGGUGAACUUUUUCGUAACAUCCUGAGCACAGUGCUGAUACCUGCAGCAGAUGCUACAUACGAGCGCACAUGGAUAUGAUUCCUCCGGCAAUAAUCAUACUAUUACGCGAUCAUCGGCAGCAUGACAAACUCGCUCCGUGAGAAGGUUAUUCGCCGCUGGCGUACGGUCGGGAAUAGACAGAUGUUUCGUGCGUUUGGUUGAUAGAGGUGACUAUCGAUAAGCGUACGUAUCCUUGAGCAGAUUCACAGAGGAACGUUACGAAAAUUUACAAGUUAUUGAAAGGACUGUGUGAGAUAAAAAAUUUAAUCCAUGGAUAUACUGCAGAGAAAGAUGAUUGUAUACAGUGUGCUUUUGUUUAGUAUUAUUUGGUGUUUUAUUGAGUGCAAUGAUAUCAUCAAUUCUAGUAGCAAAGAAACAUCGCUGCCUGCGAAAAACACUGUGAUGGCGGUAUUCAGCCCGAUGACCAAAUCUCCAGGACCGUGCCGCUAUUUAUCUGGAACGCGAAAGCAGAAUCACCAAUGUCGCAGAGAUGUAGGACUGCCGGAAGCCAUCAAAGAAGCUCGCCGGCUAGCCGUCACGCAUUGCGAGGAACAAUUCCGUUACGACCGUUGGAACUGCUCGAUCGAAACGCGAGGAAAGCGAAACAUUUUCAAAAAGGUUUAUCGCGAGACAGCUUUCGUACAUGCCCUCACGGCAGCAGCAAUCACACAUUCAGUGGCGCGUGCUUGCGCCGAAGGGAAAAUGUCCAAAUGUCAGUGUGCUUCUGAAAAACGUCCUGAAGCGACUCGGCUAGCUUGGAAAUGGGGCGGAUGCAGCGACAAUGUAAAGCAUGGUAAGCGUGUUACGCGGAAUUUUUUGGAGCUGCAACCAGCCGAUGGCGAUCCGGUGGCCGAAAUGCUACGGCAUGAUAGUGAGGUUGGUAUUCACACAGUAAUGUCGACCAUGAAUGACCGCUGCAAGUGUCACGGAGUUUCAGGCUCAUGUUCGUUGAAAACCUGUUGGAGGAAGCUGGGCGAUUUCAACGCUACAGCAGCAAUGCUGAGAACCAAAUAUCAUCACGCCAUCAGAAAAAUUCCCAUCAACAACAAAGCCUCGAGGAGAGACGCUUCCAAAGAGUUGAGAGAAAAGGAUUCCUCGUAUGAACAACUCUACUACUUCGAGACAUCGCCCACAUUCUGUUCUGUUACGCGCGGUCGGCGGUGUCUGCAUCCGGACAACUGUGCCACACUGUGCUGCGGCCGUGGAUACACCACAAAAGUAAUCAAAACAAUCGAAAAGUGUCGCUGCCGGUUCACCAACGGACGCUGCUGCCAGAUAGUGUGCGAUUACUGCGAAAAAUACGACGAUCGAUAUUACUGUAAAUAAGUGACUGUAGAAUGCGACAAAAUACUUCAAACGAUGAUACUAAUAUAUAGUUAUUUAUUAUCCUAAAGCUUAAGUACUACUCUAGUAAUUAUGAUGCAAUUGUCGCGAAAAGUCGUUGUUUAUGCAUUAUUAUUUGCGAUGAAUAAUUCCAAGCUACUGUAUUCAUGUUGAUUUUUUCUUCCAAAAAAUAAUAUGGAUUAUUACAAUAGUGUGAAUAUAAUUAAUACUAGCUACCAAUAAGAUGGUUGAGAUAGGACUUACGGUUAAUUCACCCAUUUCACAACUCAUGUAAUCGUGUUUGUUGAAAGCUAUUACCUUGUACCUAGAUGCCGUAGUAAGUAGAAUACGCUGUAAUAAUAGGUUCUAUACAUUACAUAUACAAAAGUACGCAUGACUUGUAACAUUUAUCACUUGUCUAAUUCUGAUCAAGUAAAUAAAUUUCCGUGU
This is a messenger RNA of Topomyia yanbarensis, 2428 nucleotides long. RefSeq names its product protein Wnt-4 (gene Wnt4). Gene Ontology annotation, molecular function: cytokine activity; frizzled binding. The record is from RefSeq and is a predicted model, not a curated record. The transcript is spliced from 5 exons. Lineage: Eukaryota; Metazoa; Arthropoda; Insecta; Diptera; Culicidae. Gene Ontology annotation, cellular component: extracellular region. Bases 926 to 1981 code for a protein of 351 amino acids. Gene Ontology annotation, biological process: cell fate commitment; multicellular organism development; canonical Wnt signaling pathway.